This is a messenger RNA of Rhinichthys klamathensis goyatoka, 464 nucleotides long. Its product is annotated as C-type lectin 1. Lineage: Eukaryota; Metazoa; Chordata; Actinopteri; Cypriniformes; Leuciscidae. The transcript is spliced from 2 exons. The coding region runs from base 72 to 464 and encodes 130 amino acids. The record is from RefSeq and is a predicted model, not a curated record.
AUGAUGUUUAAUACAAGCACUUGAGCAGUUUAAUAAGUCGCCUUGUUUGUUUUUCUCACAGGUGUCUCAUCAUGAGGAACAGCUUACAGUGUCUGCUUUUCUCAGCUCUGUUGCACGUGACCUUCUCUCGGCUUCAUGAGUUUGUCUAUGUGUCCGAGGUCAUGAACUGGAACAAUGCGCAGAAGUACUGCAGACAGCAUUACACGGAUCUCGCCACCGUCGAUGACCAGGAGGAUCACGAUCAGCUGCUGAAAACUGUGGGAAUGGGACAUGUUUGGCUUGGAUUGGUUCGCACUACAUAUGGUGGACCCUACGGCUGGUCAGAUCAGAGUAGCUCCACAUUCACACGCUGGAAACCUGGAAAACCGGAUGAUCAAUUGUGUGCUAAAGUUUUUGAGGGUGUUUGGUAUGACAGCAGGUGUACAAACACUAAUCCUUUUGCAUGUUAUUUUGGUGAGAUAUGA